AACUGCCCUAAUUUAACACAACACAAACACAAUGGGUCAGGGCACUCCCGGCGGCCUCAAUCGCCAGCCCGGCGACCGCAAGAACGACGGCGACAAGAAGGACAAGAAAUUCGAGCCUGCCGCCCCUCCCGCUCGCGUCGGCCGGAAGCAGCGCAAGCAGAAGGGCCCCGAUGCGGCUGCUCGGAUACCCGCGGUCACGCCUCUCACUAAGUGCAAGCUGCGCCUGCUCAAGCUCGACCGAAUCAAAGAUUACUUGCUUAUGGAGGAGGAGUUCGUGGCCAAUCAGGAGAGGCUCAAGCCCCAGGAGGAGAAGACGGAGGAGGAUCGCUCCAAGGUCGACGAUCUGAGAGGCUCCCCCAUGAGCGUCGGCAAUUUGGAGGAGUUGAUUGACGAGAAUCACGCCAUCGUUUCCUCCUCUGUGGGGCCCGAGUAUUACGUCGGGAUCUUGUCGUUUGUCGAUAAGGAUCAGCUCGAGCCUGGCUGCGCGAUUCUUAUGCACAAUAAGGUUCUAUCUGUUGUUGGACUGCUUCAAGAUGAUGUUGAUCCAAUGGUAUCUGUGAUGAAAGUUGAGAAGGCUCCAUUAGAGUCGUAUGCAGAUAUUGGUGGUUUAGAUGCCCAGAUCCAGGAAAUUAAGGAGGCAGUUGAGCUUCCAUUAACACACCCAGAAUUGUAUGAGGAUAUUGGUAUUAAACCCCCCAAAGGUGUCAUAUUAUACGGAGAACCCGGAACUGGAAAAACUUUACUUGCAAAGGCCGUGGCAAAUUCUACAUCAGCAACUUUCUUGCGUGUCGUUGGAAGUGAAUUAAUUCAAAAGUAUCUGGGAGAUGGUCCUAAAUUGGUCAGAGAACUUUUCAGAGUUGCUGAUGACCUCUCACCCUCUAUCGUCUUUAUUGAUGAAAUUGAUGCAGUGGGAACAAAAAGGUAUGACGCCCACUCGGGUGGUGAACGUGAAAUCCAAAGGACUAUGCUGGAAUUGCUGAACCAGUUAGAUGGUUUUGAUUCAAGAGGAGAUGUGAAAGUAAUCCUCGCAACAAACAAAAUCGAAAGUCUUGAUCCUGCUCUCCUUCGGCCUGGUAGAAUAGACAGGAAAAUUGAGUUCCCUCUUCCCGAUAUCAAGACAAGGAGACGCAUUUUCCAGAUACACACAUCAAGGAUGACACUGGCCGAGGAUGUGAACCUGGAGGAAUUUGUUAUGACGAAAGAUGAGUUUUCUGGAGCUGAUAUCAAGGCCAUAUGCACUGAAGCCGGCUUGCUUGCUUUGAGAGAGCGGCGAAUGAAGGUGACUCAUGCUGAUUUCAAGAAGGCAAAGGACAAGGUUAUGUUCAAGAAGAAAGAGGGAGUUCCUGAGGGGCUAUAUAUGUGAUCAAUCUAAGCCUGCUGUUUCGCAGACAUAUGGCAAUCUGUGGUUUUGUAUCUUACCAUGAGAGGAUGUAUUCAUUUAGCUUGUUUAAAAUUGAUAUCCAUUUCUUUCUAUUCCUUAAUCUCAUGUUUCCAAUUCAGUAUUUCA
Molecule: messenger RNA, 1507 nt
Organism: Salvia hispanica
Lineage: Eukaryota; Viridiplantae; Streptophyta; Magnoliopsida; Lamiales; Lamiaceae
Product: 26S proteasome regulatory subunit 4 homolog A-like
Molecular function (GO): ATP binding; ATP hydrolysis activity
Source: RefSeq, a predicted model, not a curated record